GCACCAUGGUCCAGCAAGGAAUCCUGGCUUGUUGUUACUUGUUUCUCUAUAACUUUUGCUUUUGCUUUUUUCUAUUUCAGAGAUUUCACUUCCCUGAGCAAGGAAAACGUCUUUGAGAAUAAUGCUCUGGCUUUCCGAGUUGCGGAGAAGGAGCUUGGCAUCCCGGCUUUGCUGGACGCUGAAGAUAUGGUGGCCCUCAGGGUGCCCGACCGGCUGAGCAUCCUCACAUACGUCUCCCAAUAUUACAAUUACUUCCAUGGCAAGUCACCCAUUGGAGGGAUGGCUGGGAUCAAGCGCCCGGCUUCCCAGCCCAGCGAGCAGCCGACCGAGAAAAAAGUGGUUCCCGAGCCGAAGGCCCCGAGUUCAACGCAACCGUCCAAGCCAGCUUUUCUUCUUGAACCCAAAGCACAGCCAGCUGCGGUGGGGCGUAGGCUGGCGAUGGAUACCUCUCCGGCAGCCGAAAGACGGGUCUUAGCUGAGAAGAACAAUGCCCAACUGAGCAACUGCACCAUUUGUGGAACUCAUGUCCACUUGGUGCAACGCCUCCUGAUGGACGGGAAGCUGUAUCACAGGAAUUGCUUCAGGUGCAAAAAAUGCUCCAGCACUUUACAGAGUGGCAACUACAAAGCUGGACUUAGCCCGGGCACUUUCCUUUGCAACCGCCACGCAGGGGAUGACCUCGCUCAGGUUCCUCCUGCCCCAGAGAACCAGACAGAGAAGAAGACUGCCCCUUUGAAGACCCCCGCAGGGAACGGUGGGAAGGGGCUCAAACCAACGCAGGCAGCCUCUCCCGUGCCCAAACCACGUCGGAUCUUCCAGAACAAUGUGACUCCCCAACCGCCAACCGCCCAGGGACCAUCCAAUUCCCAGAGUCCUAAAACCAUCAGGGGGUCCACAAGUCCGAAUUUCCCUCGCUUGCACCCUCCUACCCCAAUACCAGAGCACCCCGUGGCUUCCUCUUCGACGGAGGUGCGCUCGAGAAUCCAACAGGCGCGGGAGAAGUUUUUCCAGGCUGAUCCAGGCUCUUCCGCCUUCCCUGUGAGAAAACCUGAACCGGCGAAAAAUCACAACUCUCCUAUCCUGCCUGCCCAAGCCCCUGAGAAAAGUGCCAGCUCUCGAACUCAGGUCCCCAUCAGCAGCAGCAGCAGCAGCGACAGCAAGAAAGACGAAGCCCGCAGCAUCCUUCAGCGGGUCUUACUUGUACCGCAGCCCUCGACCAACCAGCCGAGGGGAGUUGGCGCUGUGGAGCCCCAAUCUUUGCCAUACAACAGACCAUCAUCUCCUGCCCUCUCUGGUUCACGGGGUCUGCACCCCCAGUAUCCCCCAGCUAGCAAACCUUUUAACAAGCCAGCUUUUGCAGACGCACUGAGACCGGCAGAAACAUCGCGUCCAGUUGUGAAUCUCCCCAAGGAUCCUAGCCACAAACUGGGGAUCGGAGCUGAGCCCCAGAACAAAAUCAAGAAUGGGCCCAUCGGCACAUCGGCCAACGCUGGGCGUAAAUCGGACACCAAGGUGGUUAAAGCGAAAGGCACCUGGGAGGCAGAAGAGAAAUUGGAGAGCCCGGAAGACUGGAGAUCAAGGCUGAAACCGGUCAAACUCCCCCGCCAGGACGAAGCCAAGCAUUCCCCAAAACCUUCGGAGGUGGAGAUCAACAUACAGGUGAAACCAAGACUGAACGACAACAAGGCGUCUCUUUCUGUCCUCUCCCCGGCGGUUCCCAAUUCUGCACCACUGGCUGUCCAACCCCAGAAGAAGAAGCUGUUGGUGCCACCUCUGGAUAUCUCCAACAGCUGGCAGAAAGGGAAGGUGCUGUGGGAGUCUCAGCCAACCCCGGCCAAAGCAGAGAAAUGGAGCCCAUCAAAAACAGUCGUUGCGACCGCCCAACCGUCCUCUCUUGGAACCUUCUGGAAGACUCCGAGGGAUCCAGUGGUCUCUCCCAUCAAGCUCCACCCGGAUUACGUCCCCGAGGAGGAGAUCCAGAAGGAAAUCCGGCAGAUUGAAAGAGAUCUGGACAAGCUGGAGCGGAAGGGGAUAACCUUGGAGAAGCAGCUGCGGGCUUGUGAGGGAGAUGAUUCCGAAGAUGCCCUGAUGGUGGAGUGGUUCAAACUGAUCCACGAGAAGCAGAUCUUGCUGAGACGAGAAUCCGAGUUGAUGCACAAGAUAAACCAGCAGAAACUAGAAUUAAAGCAGUGGGAUAUCGAGACCGAACUACGCGCUCUCAUUGGCAAAGCCGAUUACUUGAAGACCCCGAAGGAGAAGACUCGAGAGAAGGAACUCCUUGACUCGUAUUUGGACACGGUCAACAAUCGGAACAAAAUUGUAGAAGACUUGGAUGAGGACAGACUCAGGGAGCUGGAAGAAGACGAGAUAUUCGUUGACAUGAUCAAGAAGUUUGGUGUGUCUCGGAGCCCCCAGGAAAACGAAAAAAAGAAAAACAAGUUUGCCUUUCUCCGGACAUCGAAACCCAAGAACUGAAUCCUACGGGGAGGAAUACAACCGAAGGAGCUUCCAUCACCUACGGAUCCAUUUGCUGUUCGGAUAACUUUGUUCCUUAAGGAGGAUAAGUUUCGGGGGCCGCCCCACGGAGGGAAAAGAGUAGAAGCAGAAGCGGAAGGAGAUUUCCCAGGAAAUCCAGCGGUGCUUGAAUAGCGAGGAGCAAAGCCUCGGUGGGAAAUACAGGCUCUGAAUGAAACAACCCCUUUGCCUUUUGAAAAAUUGGCCCAAAAUCCGAGUGAAGUUUGAACAUCUUCAACCGGACGUUUUUCAGGAGCUCAGAAGCGAAAACUUUUCCAGGGAUGGCUUUUUUCUCCCCCAACUGCAGGAGAAUUGGGGGUAUAUGGCUGCCCCUCGUUUUUUUUUUUCCCCUGUACCGUUUUAUUUUUCCAUGAAGAGAAAAAUUCCCCUCCCUAUUUUGGAUCAAGCGGCAAUAAAUAGAUUUCUUCCAGUUCCCCUCCGAGCGAGGAUUUAGGUCCGAUUCCCUGGGAGAGAAACCGCUUUCUGGACACCAGGUGGCGCCACCGCUCUCAGCAGGCCUCUUGUUUGCAAGGGACUUCAGGGAGGGAAAAAUUCUCAGGAAAUUUUCAUUCAAAAAUCGUCACAAUCCCCUCCACCCCGUGUGCUUCUUCUAGUUUCGUGGUUUGGAGAACCAGAUUCGCUCCAGAACUGGCCUGUGGGAUGAUCCCAACGGGCUUUUUUUUUUUUUCCUUUUUCUACUUUUGUACAUUGUAAUAAAUGUAGAAGGUUUGUGAAUUUGGAGGACAGCGAUGGUAGAAGUCCAAACUUUUUAUAAAAUCUAGAUGUCACCUCCUGGCUGGCCCAGAAGUACAAAGGUGAGGCCAUUUGGAGGAGGAGG
Molecule: messenger RNA, 3352 nt
Organism: Pseudonaja textilis
Lineage: Eukaryota; Metazoa; Chordata; Lepidosauria; Squamata; Elapidae
Source: RefSeq, a predicted model, not a curated record